AUGAAAAUCGGUAGCGACGUAUUCACGAGCGAGCCCAGCCCGAAAAAGACGCCCAAGAAGCGGGGCGCCAAGGCCACGCCUGAGCCCAAGCGGCGCCCCAAGAAAGGGGCACGCACCGACGAAGAGGUCGUUGCGGACGAAGGGCACCCCGGGUCCGGUGCAGAGGACCAGGCCGACGUGGACCAACCAGAGCACGUCGGUGGCGAGGCGCACGACGCGGAGCCCACGGCCUCUGCCGAGCCGGCGCCGCCUCACGACUCUACUCCGGACGAGCAGAAUACCACUGAAAGGAACACAGCCGAAUCUAUGGACCACGCUACCCAAGAAGCGGCCGACCAGAACGAGGUCGCUGCGAUGGUGCACCCUCCUGUACAGCCUGCUGCGCCGCCGCCCGAGGACUCGGAGCGUGAUGCGCGCAAGCGCCUGUUUGGCAAACCGCUCCCGUCGCUCCUGAGCCACCAUUCGCAGACGAGCACGACGAGCCGGAUCCCCGGCCUGAAGCGGACCUCGCGCAUUCCCCCGUUGCACGCGAACCGGCAGCCGCCACCGCCGCCCAAGCCGCGGUACGUCGCGCCGAAGCCCAAAAAAGCCGAAACGGCAUCCGACGACGAGGACGCGGAGCCCGAGCCCGAGAUCGAUUACGAGAACGAGGGGUUCUUGUGA
Molecule: messenger RNA, 663 nt
Organism: Malassezia japonica
Lineage: Eukaryota; Fungi; Basidiomycota; Malasseziomycetes; Malasseziales; Malasseziaceae
Exons: 2
Coding region: 1-663 (220 amino acids)
Source: RefSeq, a predicted model, not a curated record